AUGGGGCGUGAUGUAGGGGAGGCAGACGAGGUCCCGGACGGCAGCCUGGGGGUGGAUCCGGGCGGCGGCUGCGCGACGAGCUUGAAGAUGACGACGGGAGGCAGCAGCAGCGGAUGUGGACGGGGAGGUCGUGGCUACAGGCGUGAUGCAGGAGGCGUCGGCAGCAGGACUUGGCAGCAGCUUGGCCAGGGGAACGACGGAGGCAGCGGCGGAGGAGCUACCGAGGGACGAGGCGGCCGGGAUGGACGGGACCGGGCACGGGGCUUCAAGGCGAGGAGGAGGCACGACGGCGGAGAGCUCGGCAGAGAUUCUCCAAGAUCCGACGGCAGUACUUUCUCCUCACCCCCCUCUUUGUCUCAAAAAAACAUCCUACCCUCUCACCCCACAAAGCCCGGCCCACAGCCCCGCACUCCUCCCCUCGUCCCCAUCUCUCUCCUGCACUCCUCGCUCGUCCCCAUCUCUCUCGCUGCCGCCACCAACAGCGCCCGAUCCCAGCGACCUCCGGCGGGAAUCGACGGCGCCCAAAACACCAACGUGACCCUGACGCUCCGCUCUCCCCUCCUGUCUGGUGAGAUCCGGCGCACGCGUCCUCCAGCGGCCAAGCACGGCUGUCUCCCAUUGUUAGGGUUUCGUUCACUGAUGGAUCCAGCGCCGGCCGGCAACGAGGGCCGCCAGAUCCGCUACCUGGGAGGCACCUCCCGUAGGAUACGGGAGCAGCACGCCGCACCCUGCAGUCGCCAGUCCAGGACGAGCGCAGCGGGUCGAGGACGGUGGCGACAAACGCCGGCUCUCCUCUGCUUCAUCAACCUGGACGGCUGCUACUCCGCCAAAGACGUCUCCUACAGAUCUCGAACAUCAUAUUUGUUGAUCAGUCAACCGGGACUGGGUUCAGCUACAGCUCCGACAACCAUGAUACCCGUCACGACGAGGCAGGGGUCAGCAAUGACCUCUUUGACUUUCUUCAGCUGUGGAUACUGUGGCUACACAUUGAACUUGAGCUCCUCAACACGGAACACGACCAACAUUGGAUCCAAGUACGGGAACCAGAUCAGGAAAGCAGGUGCUCUGCUCUUGCGCACGGUUGGUGGCGUCUCUGAUGCAUCCGUGCUUCUUGAGGCGACUGUCAUGAUGGCGGGUGUGUAUGGCGGCGACCAGAAGCUCUCCAGUGAGCGGCUCCCUCUCCUACCCCUAGUUCUCUUUUCUACUCCUAUCGCAUUGCUCUGUUGGUUUAGAACACUAGCAACAGGAGUAGUAAAAGCUUACUGAUGUAGGAAUAGUGAAAGCUUCAUGGUUGAUCCUGAUUGCUGAACAUGGGAGAUGUAUCUUCUUUUGUGUAUCAAUUACAUAGUAGUACUAUGUAAUGGAACAGUCUAUUGUUGGAAAUAUGCCCUAGAGGCAAUAAUAA
This is a messenger RNA of Triticum aestivum (bread wheat), 1405 nucleotides long. RefSeq lists its product as uncharacterized. The record is from RefSeq and is a predicted model, not a curated record. NCBI's taxonomy places the organism in Eukaryota, Viridiplantae, Streptophyta, Magnoliopsida, Poales, Poaceae. Bases 1 to 1266 code for a protein of 421 amino acids. The transcript is spliced from 5 exons.